GUAAAGUUUGGUGACCAUUAACAAGUAACAUCAUCAGCAGCAGCAGCUGCAGGAGGUGGUGUUGAUGAAGCCAGCAACCAGUGAGAGGUGAACAACAUGAGUAACAUGAAGGUAGAAGUGAACAUGAAGGUGAAGUGUGUACUGCACAAGUUGUCAGGAGAGCAGGUGAGCCAGGAGGAUGCUGUGCUUCAGGGAGAUGCUGUGCUUCAGGGAGAUGCUGUGCUUCAGGGAGAUGCUGUGCUUCAGGGAGAUGCUGUGCUUCAGGGAGAUGCUGUGCUUCAGGGAGAUGCUGUGCUUCAGGGAGAUGCUGUGCUUCAGGGAGAUGCUGUGCUUCAGGAUGACACAGUGCUGCAUAAGCUACACACUCACCUCCACCUCCUCCUCACUAAGGAUGUUAAUGGAUAUGAAUGGGCACAAGAAGUUGGCUUGGUGUCCUUCAUUGAGGCUCUGCUUGCAACAUGUGCCAAAGGCAAUACCAAAAAUCCUGCCACAGUAGCAUUUGCCCUGAAAGCCUUGGCAUCACUUAUUGCCACUGAAGAGAACUUUGAUAUCUUCAUUGAAGAAAAGGUUCUUUGUCACUUCCUGCUUAUUCUGCCCAACAUACGGAGCGAUCCAUCUCUCUCUUCAUCUGCACUCAUUCUCGUCCAGGCUAUCUACAAACAUAAAGCUGGUCUCUAUUGGCUGAUCAAAAAUGGAAUAUGGGAACAAAUGCUGCUACCUUGCCUGCGAAGCCCCAGCAUGUUUGUACAGCGAGAAGGCGUACAUGUCAUAACCUCCUUUAUGUUGCUGACUCUUGAGACAAAGCAUUUUGAGUCUUUGCUCAAGGACUUAUUAAUCAUUUCGGAUAAGUUCUGUGAGUUACGGCGACAAGUGAGCAAGGCAGAAGGCGAAGAGCUCAAACAGAGUAACUUGUGUGUCUUACAAAUUUUUAAGCAAUUAUUUUUACAGACUCUGGGGAAAGUUUCCGUUUACUCAGCAAUUGGGAAUGUUGCAAAAAUUAAUCAACGACUGCUCUCGUUGCUGAAUUACAAGAUUUCAGUUACAUCUGUGACAUGCUGCACUGAUGUGUUGAUACUUAAUAUUUUACACAAGUUCCAGGAACAGUUGAUGGGCUAUGGCAUUUUAGAGCAGUUUUUACUGGAUUCCUUAUGUUGGGACAUGAUAUCGCUUACCCGUCUGCUGUUAGAGAAGGGCUACAUUGAAUCCUUUCUCAGGUCAUCUGUCAACACUCACAAGUACUGGAUGAUUAUGGUGCAAAACCUGAAGGACACCAAGGAUAUUGACUUGACCUCAGUCGAAGCCUUGCUCCACAUUGUCACAAACUUCCAGGUAACUUCAAUACUUGUACUCUACCGAUCUUCCCUGGAUGACUUAUAUAAAGAGUGUCCAAAGAAAAGAGAAGUUAUGUUAAAAUGGAAUGAUGAGAUUCAUAGUCGCAUUAAUGUCAAAGAAGACAUCAAGGUUGAGGCAUCCAAGCUGGAGAAGCAGAUUGUUGAAUCACUAGAUAAGGACCCACACGAGGCCAUCCGCCUGGCUGUUGUGUGUAUCUCAACUUUCACAGGUGCUACAGAGUAUCUCAAUCAAACAUGUGCAGUGACAGUCUUCCAAGGGUUGGUGUUUCUGCUGAGUUCACAAGACUUCGAUUAUUCUCCGAUGAGGUAUCAUUCAGCUCUACAGAGAGCAGUAAUUGAUGGACUGCGGGAGCUGGUAGAAAAAUUUAACAUGGACUGGAGAAAGUGUUAUGCUUCUGUGUGUCUGAUGGCCAAGUUAUGUGAUGUUGUAAAUAUUCCAGGCAUUCCCCACAGGUCAGUUAAAGUGUGCACACUGAAGGCCAUGAACUCUUGUAUCAGUGGCUUUAUACCACCAGUCAUGUCAAUGUUGGUGAACAGUGAGCAGAUGGAGAACAACAGCGUUGAACUUAUGGGCAGGGUACUAAGUAUAUACCUGGGUGACAGAGACUGGGAGGUGAGGGACUCAGCAUUAGAGAUUCUUGUCACCUGCAUGAAGCUAGCCAAAGAAAAGUAUCCGCACUUUGUUGACUGGCUGCUGCGCUACAAACUAAACUUGGCUGUUAUGACCGCUCUGGGGGAUGUUGAAGGCUAUGUAAGAGCCAGUGCUUUCUAUGUCCUUGCAAAUAUAAUAUCCAUCGAGAAGGUAUACACAGAAUUGAAGGAGGAGAAUUUGGCACAUAAAGCGCUGACUUUUUCACUGCGGGAAGGAGAAUCCACUGUUAGAAAAGCUGCCUUAACUCUUGUACAAGAGCUUUUCUUGGCAGGCAAAUACAGCCAAGAAGAAAUAAAUGGUUUGGUCGUAAGAGUUGUACAACAUUCUGCAGAAGACCCGGAUGACGAGGUACGAAUAACAUCUCUGGAAUUUAUUCACACUCACAUCCUUUGGACUCUUAAUAAAUCAGGAAUGGUUGAUGGAGAGUUUCCCCAAGUGACAUUUAGCAAAGGCAAGAUUAUAAAACUAGACAAAGAAAAAGUGAGGAGUCUUGUUUACACUGUUCUCACUUGGAUUUGUGAGUGUGGUUACUUAUGCUCUUUACUGACAUGUGUGAAGGAUCUGGUGAUCAGUGUAGCAGCUAAAGCCAGAGAAAUUUUCUGCUUCAUUAAUGAACUUGUCACACGUUAUGAGAUACAUUUGGAAGGCAAUGUCAAAACUAGAAAACUGUUGGAAAAUAGUAUUGCAGAUACCAAAGUCAAGGAUCGCGUGAAAGUGGAUGCUCCGAGUGUUGUGAAUGUUGCUGGUCAUCCCGCUGUCAUCAUCCCACAGUCUAAAACACUCAGAGAUGAAAUUGAUAAAACCAUCAGUGAUAUUCUUAGCUCUUCAUCUCUGGAGUCUGUGACAAAAAUUAAGCGAUCAGUUAGUGAGUCCAUGGACAAGUGUCCUCUCUACUCUAGGGCUUUUCUUCUCACGCUUGAAGAUGUUCCAGCAGUGAAGCCAGCAUUUCCACUCUCCUGUCUGUUACAAAGCAUAGAGAGUCUUUGUCAGUGCAAUAGCAUCAAUGAAGAUAACAAAUACCAAAUUAAUGAAAUGGUUUCAUUAUUGGACGACAUUCUCCUGGACGGAAGCGAACAGCAAUCUCAUAUUGAUGACCAACGGGUACGGGACUGUUACUGAGAACUCUCAAGCACCUCUCAUGAGGUUUUCAUAGAUGACUGUGAUUAAUAUGUCACAGAAAGAUUAUACCCUUGGCUAGCUAUUCCUAAGGAAAGAAAACAGAAGAGAGAUAAGAGUAAUUAUUGUUAGAAGGCUAAUUAAUAUCUUAGAUGAUAUAAGAAACUGACUUUGAGAGGAAAAUUCUCCAUAAAUUACAAAUUAUCAAAUUUCCUUUUAAUCGUUAUAAAUUAAUUUAAAUGAAAUGAUAAGUCUAUGCAGUAAUUCUCAAAAAUCUCAAACAGGGCAAUGAAGGGAAUGAUCAUAAUGUCUAAAUCAUUGUAUGUAUUUGAGCAUUAUCUUACUACCAUCCUUGUCCUAUUUGAAUACUGUUUAAUAUGAGCUAUGCAAGUAUAAAACAUUACCAAAUAUUUUCCUACUAGAAAAUUUGUUUAAUAAUAUAUUCUAUAAAAUAGAAAUAACCUAAAUGAUAUAUCAUGCUUGGUAUUUUUUUUCAAGGUGGGCAUGGCUACCUGUAAGGGGAAUGUAACUUUUUUUUCUUGUUAUUCAUAAACUCGACUGGGACAUUCCAUAGGUAGUGUAGCUUUGUACAAAACAUAGAAUGGUAUUAAUUUUUGGUACAAAAAUAUUAUGAUUUUAUAUUGAAUAGUAAUUAUGAUAGAAAAUAUUUACUUAUAGUGAUACCAGGUAGUUGUUCAUUAAUACUAAUUGUCCUGCUCUAAGUUGUUUAUGAAAUUAGUUCACAUUUACAAGAAGACAGUUGGAAACAAAACUUACAGAGGUACGGGAGGGCCCCGUUUUACAGCACUUUGCUUUACGGUGUUUCCCUAAUACAGCACUUUUCAGUUU
Molecule: messenger RNA, 3969 nt
Organism: Cherax quadricarinatus
Lineage: Eukaryota; Metazoa; Arthropoda; Malacostraca; Decapoda; Parastacidae
Source: RefSeq, a predicted model, not a curated record